CACAAACUUACCCCACUCUCCCCUCGUCUCCCUCUCUCUCUCUCUGCAUCUUCUCUCCAAGGAAACUCUUGUUUUCAUAUACCUUUUCUAGUUUCAAAACUCAUUCAAUAGUUCAAAAUCGAAGCUUUUCACCACUUUCUCUCAAUAAAGUUAUCGUUUUUAUUCGAAACCAUCUCAUAGAACCAGCUGGAGAGGUUUUGGGUUUACAUGGUUUCAAGCAUCAUUGAGUUCUGUAGAACAAAGGUUUGGUUUUUAUCGGUGUAGAGUAUUCAAAGUUUCAGACUUUUUGAGAUUUGGUGAAGUUUUGUGUAAUAGAGGAAGAUGAAUACGAGUGAUGUAGGAUGGGAAGAGGAAGAUAGAUCCAUGGUUAGUGCCGUUUUAGGGAACUUAGCUUCUGAUUUUCUUACAGCAAACUCAACUUCGAAUCAGAACCUGUUUCUUGUUAUGGGAACUGACGAUACUCUCAACGAGAAGCUCUCACGUCUCGUGGACUGUCCAAACUCGGAGAGUUUCAGCUGGAACUACGCCAUUUUCUGGCAACAGACCAUGUCUAGAUCCGGACAACAAGUCCUAGGUUGGGGAGAUGGGUGUUGUCGUGAGCCUAACCAUUCAGAGGAAUCUAGCGUUUAUAACUGCAACAGCUUAGAGGAAGAGAUGAGAUGGCAAUACAUGAGGAAGAGAGUGUUGCAGAAGCUUCACAGGUUGUUUGGUGGAUCUGAUGAAGACAACUAUGCUCUGAGCUUAGAGAACGUAACAGCUACUGAGAUGUUCUUCUUGGCUUCGAUGUAUUUCUUUUUUGAUCAUGGAGAAGGAGGUCCUGGGAGGUGUUGUGCUUCAGGGAGACAUGUGUGGUUAUCAGAUGCGGUUGGUUCUGAUUAUUGUUUCAGGUCUUUUAUGGCGAAAUCUGCUGGGAUCAGAACGGUUGUUAUGGUUCCUACUGAUGCUGGUGUUCUUGAGCUUGGUUCUGUUUGGUCUUUGCCUGAGAAUUUAGAGUUGGUUAGGUCUGUUCAAGCUUUGUUCAUGAGGAGAGUUGAGCCGUCUUUGGUGAUGAGUGGAGGAGGGGUUCACAAGCUUUUCGGACAGGAACUGAAUAGUUCGGACCAGGGAGCUCAUCAGAACAAUUACACUUCUCAGGGGAUAGAUGUGAAAGUGCAAGAGAAUGUGAGUGUGGUUGUUGUAGAAGAUAACAAUCACAAGAUGAAGACUGAGUUUGCUGGAUUGAAUCCAUGUACAAACACUCAACUAAAGAAGUUAGAUUCUUGUAAAGAGAAAAGACCAGCGAGUUUAUUAGCAGGAGGAGGAGGAGGAACAGUGUCUAUUGUAGAGGAGAAGAGACCGAAAAAGCGAGGGAGAAAGCCUGCAAACGGAAGAGAAGAGGCAAUGAACCAUGUGGAAGCUGAGAGGCAGAGACGAGAGAAGCUUAACCAGAGAUUCUAUGCAUUACGCUCAGUAGUUCCAAACAUAUCUAAAAUGGACAAAGCUUCUCUACUCGGAGACGCGAUCUCUUACAUCAAAGAGCUUCAAGAGAAAGUAAAGAUGAUAGAAUCUGAAGGAGUAAUGACCAGUAGGACAGAAGAGAGUCAAGAAGUUGUUGACAUUCAAGCUAGGGAAGAAGAGGUUGUUGUGAGAGUAAUCUCACCGUUGGAGUCACAUCCAGCUUCAAGAAUCAUACAAGCAAUGAGAAACUCAGAGGAUAUAAGUGUAAUGGAGUCUAAGCUUUCAUUAGCUGAAGACACACUGUUUCACACUUUUGUAAUAAAGUCUAAUAACGGAUCAGACCCAUUGACGAAAGAGAAGCUAAUAGCAGCAGCGGCAUACCCGCAAACCAGCUUGACGCAGCAGCUAUUACCAUCUUCUAGCUCACAGGUCUCUGGUGAUAUCUAGCUUUCAAGCUUGUUUCAGUAUAGGAAGACUUGAGGUUCAAGUAGACAUAGAUAGAUAAAUCCUUUUUGUUUGUUUGUUCUCUUUCUUAGAGUGAAAGGAAUCCAGUUUUCGUAUAGUGUUAUGAUUAAUAAGUUAAAAUCAUUAACUUGCAUAUUUGUAUUUUGAGAAAUUAUUUCUCCAUAGAAAAUCAAAAGAUAUUUUGACUUUUUUCUUUCUUUGAAAUGUAUGAGUGAAUAAUAUCUGUAAUGUUUUGCCUAUCUAAUGUCAUAUAUGUUUAUCCAA
Eruca vesicaria subsp. sativa (arugula) is the source of this 2166-nucleotide messenger RNA. Lineage: Eukaryota; Viridiplantae; Streptophyta; Magnoliopsida; Brassicales; Brassicaceae. The record is from the annotation of a GenBank genome assembly.